AUGGAGAUACUCCCCCGCCGCCUACUGUUCAUAGCCUCAAUAGGCAAUCCAGCCCCCUACUACAAUACCCGACACAGCGCCGGCCACCUCCUCCUCGACGCCUUAAAACCACUCCUCGAAACCACCCUCCCAAACACAGGCCUCUACCAUGAAACAUGGCAAAGUCCAACGCAGAUGAACAUAACCGGUCCGAAACUCGUGCGCCGACUAGAACAAUGGGCAACCGAACGAGCCAGCCGUCUUGAACGGAUCGCCAACGUUGCCGCAACUCGUGCCUCUACCUCGUCUUCGUCUUCACAAACCCCAAACCUCCCCGCACAAACUACAUACCCAACAACCCUCAUCAUCCUCCAUGACGAACUCUCCAUCGCCCAAGGAAAGGUCCGCGUCGUACGCGGCGGGCCUGAAUCGUUUAGUUUGCGCGGCCAUCGCGGUCUCAUUAGUAUCUGUGAUACACUGCGCAAGAAGGGGUUGUAUCCCCGCUCGUCUGGCGCGAGUAAGAGUGUUACUGGGCCGUUGGCGGAUCUGUCGAUCUUGCGCGUCGGUCUUGGUAUUGGUCGGCCGUCGUCACAUGAGACGGCUGCUGUUUCCGACUAUGUGCUGAAGACUGUUACUGAUAAGGAGCUUAAGGCUUAUCAUGCGGCGGCGGCGCCGGUGGUGGAGACUAUUCGGGAGGAGCUUUUUAGACCUGCCGGGAAGGUCUGA
This is a messenger RNA of Penicillium mononematosum, 705 nucleotides long. RefSeq lists its product as uncharacterized. Lineage: Eukaryota; Fungi; Ascomycota; Eurotiomycetes; Eurotiales; Aspergillaceae. Gene Ontology annotation, molecular function: peptidyl-tRNA hydrolase activity. The record is from RefSeq and is a predicted model, not a curated record. The coding region runs from base 1 to 705 and encodes 234 amino acids. The transcript has a single exon.